Messenger RNA from Gadus macrocephalus (Pacific cod), 2367 nucleotides. RefSeq names its product cilia and flagella associated protein 45 (gene cfap45). The transcript is spliced from 12 exons. Bases 519 to 2165 code for a protein of 548 amino acids. Lineage: Eukaryota; Metazoa; Chordata; Actinopteri; Gadiformes; Gadidae. The record is from RefSeq and is a predicted model, not a curated record.
GCUCCCCCAAUUGGUUACCCUCGUGCCUUUAACGUGGAGCCACCAUCAAAGUUACCUACUCGGGCUGUCAUCUAGUGAAGGCAUUAUCUGAGGAAUUAUCUAACGUGACUCACAAGCCUGUUAUUUAGGUCCCCCUUAAUAAUUGUUGCCGAUUUAGUUUGAGAGGGGAUUUUUAAUCGGGGCAGCUCAGUGAUAUAUACCAAAUGGAAUAAACACGGACCUAUAAUUCAUCACAUUCAUAAAUUAAAGAGUCAAACACUGUCAGGCAGGGGAGAAGGCACGUGGACCGGGACCCCUCCCUCUUCCUCCUCCGAGGUUCCAGGCGUGUUGUCAUAGCAACACGACAACAAACACACGUCUGAACCUUUACGUCUGCAGCCAGGUCUCGUAUCCAUAGCAACUAAACGGCGGCGAUGCGGUGCGAUUGUCAUACACCUUGAACAUUUUAUUACAGCAAAUAAAGGAAAAGCUGCCCCUUUCUUAUUUUCUGAGCUCAGAAAUAGACCUACCCGAGGAUCAUGCCGCAGAGCUCGGGAGCGUCCACCUCCCGGCGCAGCGGGAGCUGCAAGACGCGCCGCUACCGCACCCUGGCCCCCAGCUCCCAGAUAGACGAGAGCCUGUUCGGGGGCCCCAAACGACAAUCGCCACCAGACAACCUGAAGUCGGACCCCCGAGGAGGCAGAGGCCCCCCGUCCAGAGAGCAGGCCCGCUCCGCCCCGGUGCAAAGGACCAAGCGCCCCCAGACCCUCCGCAUCAUCACCAAGGACCUCAUCCGGGAGCUGAAGAUUCCCAGUGAAGAUCCUUCCGGAACAUCCAUCAUCCUGCCGCCGAUAGAGGCGUCGCGGCUAACCACGUCGUCCCGCGUGCUCAGCAAGCAGCAGAGAGAGGCAGUGGAGGAGUCCCUGCAGCAGAGGAAGGAGGCUCUCCUGGAUGCCGUUGAGGAGCGGAAGGCCCAGAUGCACCAGGCCAACAUGUCCCGCAGGAAGAACCAGGCUCUGAAUGACCUGGAGGAGGAGGCUCGGGACCGGGCCCAGUACUUGCUGGAGAAGGCCAACGCCAUGCGGAUGGAGCAGGAGGACGAGGUCAAGAGGCUCAAUGAGCUGAUCCUGGGGGCUCGGUGCCAUGCGGUGCGCGAGGGUCAGAUCCUGGAGAGGAAGCAGAUUAAGGCGGAGCUGGUGGAGGAGGAGAGGCACCUGGACGCCCUCAUGGAGCAGGGCCGCCUCAGGGCCCUCGAGACCCAGGAGCAGAUUGACAUGCUACGCAAGGAGCAGAGGAUCCGAGGGAAGCAGCAGAUCAUCCACCAGAUGGAGGAGCGUCGGGACGAGGAGCUGCUGCGGGGGGAGCUGAAGGAGCAGGAGGCCCAGCAGCUGCUGGAGGUCCUGGAGAAGUUACAGCUGGAGGACUUGGAGGCUCUGGAGAAGAAGAGGCAGCAGCAGAGCCUCCUGCAAGACGAGAUUGAGCGUAUCAACACAGAGACCAUACAGGCCAAGGAGCAGAAGAAGGAGCAGGAGAAACUGGCCGACCUGAAGGCCAUGGAGUACACAAAGCAGAAGAUGGAGCGGGAGGCAGAGCACGAAGAGAAGCAGAUGCUGUUGAAGAAAGGGAAGGAGAAGGAGGUGGCCCGACUGAGGGCCCUUCAGGAGAGGGACAGAGACCACAAGGCUGACCAGGACGAGCUGCGGGCGCGCCGGAACCGCGAGGCGACGGAGAGGGAGUGGCGCCGGAAGACGAAGGCGCUGGCGGAGAGGAAGGUGGUGGAGGACGCCAAGCUGAAGAGGGCGCGCCUGGAGCAGGUGGGCCACAAGGAGCGGCUCCUCUCUGUUGAGGCGGGCCGCGAGAGGGCCGAGUUUGAGCGGGUGCUGAGGGCCCAGCAGGCGGCCAUUGCCAAGCAGGAGGCGGAGGAGCAGGGGCACCGGCAGAAGGCGCUGCAGCACGCCGACGGGGUGCGGCAGCAGGUGAGGGAGCGCGAGCUGCAGGCCGUGGCCCGGCGGCGCGAGGUGUACAAGGAGCGGGAGGAGCUGGACGAGGCGGGCCGCCAGAGACGCCUGCGCCUGGAUGAGAUCAAGGAGAGGAAGCUGAGGGAGCUCAAGGCGGCCGGCAUCCCAGAGAAAUACUGCAACCAAGUGGAGAGGAAGCUUCAUGCGUUGCCCCCUCUGGCUCAGUAGAGCUGGCAGCCGCUUGUGUGACCCCAUGACGAUAUAUACUCUCAUACCAGUUAUGUGAAGCACUUUGAGUCUACCUUGUGUAUGAAAAGUGCUAUAUAAAUAAAGUUGCCUUGCCUUCCCACACUGUGCAUUGUGUAUUUCCAUAGACAUAAAACUAGAACAGUUACGGAAACGUUUGGAAUAAAUUCGAAGUUGAACUUGA